GAGUAUAAGGACUUUGGAGACAUCUUUAGUCAAGAGAGGAUAGACGCAUUACCGGAACAUACGAAGUAUGAUCAUAGAAUUGAUCUAAUUCCGCGAAGUACUCCUCCUUUUGGACCGAUCUAUCCGAUAUCGGUGAAAGAACGGACAGCGCUCCGUGAAUUCAUAAGUGAAAUGUUACGUACUGGGAAGAUAAAAAGAUCUACUUCCUGGUCCUCGGCGCCCAUACUUUUUGUGCCAAAA
This is a messenger RNA of Tuber aestivum (summer truffle), 240 nucleotides long. Lineage: Eukaryota; Fungi; Ascomycota; Pezizomycetes; Pezizales; Tuberaceae. The record is from the annotation of a GenBank genome assembly.